UCUCGUGCUGACGCAGACGUUGAGAAACUCAUGCGGUUCACGAUCGACUUAGAGCCCGCUGUUCGCGAGUUGAUUCAAGAGUACCGCGAUAUUUUCGCCCCAUAUUUCUCAUACAGCGGGAUCCCUCCGAUGCGCGGUGUUGAGCAUUCUAUCCAGCUCAUGCCUGAUUAUCGUGUCCACCAUCAGACACCCUAUCGACUCUUGAUUAUAGAGGCGACGGAACUCAAGCAUCAGCUUGAGGAGCUCCUUCGACUGGGUUUCAUUAAACCCAGUAACUCCCCUUGGGGUGCACCCGUCCUUUUUGCUCGCAAAGCGGACAUAACUCUUCGCCUCUGCUAUGACUACCAUGACCUUAACUAUUACACGGUUAAGAACAACUAUCCCAUGCCUCGCGCGGAUGAGCUGUUUGACCGUCUGGCAGGCAACGGCUUCUUCACGAAGAUCGAUCUUCGUAGUGGCUACCACCAGAUCCACGUAGCCACAGAGGAUCAGCCAAAGACCGCCUUCCGGUCGCGCUUCGACCACUGCGAGCUCACGGUGAUGUCAUUCGGCUUCACCAAUGCACCCGCCGCCUUCCAGAUGGUGAUGAACGACAUCUUCAGGGACAUUCUUGAAGAAUACGUUCUUGUAUACCUGAACGAUGUCUUGGUCUACAGCCGUACCUUAGAAGACCAUCUCAGACACCUCUGCAAUGUCCUACAACGCUUCAAGUUACUCAAACAUGAUUUCCAUGCCAAGCUUAGUAAGUGCUGCUUUGCCCAAAGUAAAGUGAACUUCCUAGAACACCAUGUGUCUGACCAGGGUCUCCACAUGGACGACACAAAGAUCACUGCUAUUGCGGAGUGACCUGUCCCCACAUCCGUCAAGCAACUUCGCAGU
Chara braunii is the source of this 879-nucleotide messenger RNA. The record is from the annotation of a GenBank genome assembly. Lineage: Eukaryota; Viridiplantae; Streptophyta; Charophyceae; Charales; Characeae.